Molecule: messenger RNA, 637 nt
Organism: Drosophila ficusphila
Lineage: Eukaryota; Metazoa; Arthropoda; Insecta; Diptera; Drosophilidae
Product: extensin
Exons: 1
Coding region: 18-539 (173 amino acids)
Source: RefSeq, a predicted model, not a curated record
CUUAUCACCAGCUCAACAUGGCCUACAAGUUCACCUGCUCCCUGCUCCUGAUUGCAGCCAUUGCUGCCGUCGCUCUGGCGGAACCUGCCAGGUUCCGAGGCCGAUCCUCUCGUCUUCAAUUCGCUCGUCAGGAGCAAGCUCCAGAGGAUCCAGCUGCUCCAGCAGACCCUGCCGUGGAUAUUGCGCCCACUGAGGCCCCGGCUCCUUAUCCACCAGCUGGCGUCACUCCGGAAGUGCCCUUCGACCUGCCCACGGAGACGGAGGCCCAGCCUGAUCUGACUUACGGACCGCCAGCUGAGCCGGACAACACCUACGGUCCUCCGGAUAACACCUACGGACCCCCAGCUGAGCCUGACAACACCUAUGGACCUCCGGCCGAUGAUGCCGCAGCUGACCAGGCUCCAGUCGAUGCGGAGCCCAUUCCGGCCAGUCUGAUCCAGCCCCGAAACGGACGCCUUCGCAGCCGUCGUCCCGUUCCGGAGAAGCUCCGAUCCGCCCAGAUCAUCCGCUCCCGACCAGUGCUGGUCUACACUAUCUAGAAUGAGUCAAUGCAAAAUAAGAUACGAAUUGAGCCGAAAAAUAAGGAUUUAAGUACCUAAAACUGUUGCUAAAUAAAUAAUCGAGUUGUUGAAUACUA